AUGAAGGAAAAAUGGAAUUUAUUGGGAGAUAUUCUUAGAGGAAGCCUUGAGAAAUCAGCAGAGAAUUGCGCAAAGCUUCUUCUCUUUCCAACCUUGAAAAACCUCUCCACCGUCCGUUAUGAAGUCAACAAAUCAGGGCCCGUCUCAGAAAGCCACGGAUUGGACCAGAUCAUUCAUGCUUUUGAACUCGUCUUCAGUCGCACAAAUUGCUCGUUAAUCACCUCCUUGGCGCAAAUUGAGUGCAUCACUAUUCUCAAGUGCACAGUAAACUCGACUUAUGGAAUGGAGUACGUCACGCAGCAAGAUGAUGCUGCGGACCUUUUGUCGAUCACUUUCGAGUCGGAAUCUUCGCAAGUCAAAAAGGCCCUUUUCGAAAUGCUCGCCGCGAUGACAGUUUACGAAAACUCGCAGGAUCCGUCGCAAGGGCGAAGGCGCGUUCUAGAGACGCUAGAAAACGCGGCCGAUCAGAAUUUAAAUCAGACGCCGAUUGCUUUUCUUGGGAAGGAAUUCGCGCACGCUGGAAGUGAUGCUAGUGGACUCGCUUAUGCCAUUUCGACGGUGAAGUUGAUCAACUGUCUUUUACUCAGCGCGGAGUUGCAAGAAAAACGCCAGCUCUUGGACGAAUUGGACGGAAUCAACUUCUCUUCAGAAGUGGACAAGUGCCGCGGCCUCGACAAUGACGAGCUCUUGACCCAAAUCGACCUCUUCGACAAAAUGAUCAACGAAAUGGACGAUGUUUUCAUUGUCGACCCGGAGCUGGAAAAAUUCCAAGAGCUUCUGGGGAAGAUGUCGGCUGAAAAGAGAGAGGUCAUUUUUGGCGUUCUUGGAAAACUAGCGCGAGUGGAUGGCGAUUCUCUUGAAAAAUUGUCGAAGCAAAUUGAAGAAAACGAAUUUGAUCGUCUUGUUUCUUCUCCGCCAGUUCCCCCGAAACGAUCAGCCGCUCCCCCUCCAUCUUCCCUUCCACCUCCUCCUCCUCCCCCAGCUGGGCCGGGCGCUCCACCCCCUCCCGCUCCUCAAGUCCUCGAUGGACCCCCUCCUCCUCCAAGCGCCGGGGGGCCGCCACCUCCUCCUGGUCCCGGAGCGCCCCCACCGCCAGGACUCCCAGGAGGUCCAUCCGCCUUUUUACCUCAGAAACCGCAACUGCCAUUUUCGCCAAAAAGAAGUCCAAAAGUGAAGCUGACUCCCGUCCACUGGGAUCCCGUCAAAAGAAACAUUCCGCUCGAAAAAUCAAUCUGGAGCCAACUCGAGCCAGAUACAGAAGAAACACUCCAGGAUCUCUACGCGACUCUAGAAUCCAAAUUCACGGCGAAGCAAAGUCUCCCAGCGAGCAAAUCGAACCUUCAGCCAAAGCCGAGCUUCAGGGCUAAAAGAUCCCUCCUCGACCAGAAAAAAUCGCUGAACAUUGGCAUUUUUCUCAAACAGUUCAAAAUUCCCGCGGAGGAAAUAAUCUCUUCCCUGAUCGAAACAAAUGUGAAAAUUUGGUCGUUCGAGAGGGCAAAAUCCGCGUUGAAGCAUUUCGAAGAUGUUUCAUCUGAUGUCGAAAUCGUCAAAAGCUUCGUGGAAGAAAACGGAACGGGAGAGCUCGGGACGGUAGAGAAAUUUUAUCACGUGCUUUCCGAGUAUUUUCCGAAUCCGAGUGUUUUUACGCUGCGGCUGGAAUUGAUGCUGCAUCUUUUCAGCGUUCAUGAAAUCUGCGUGACAGUAGCGAGCAACUACAGUAAAGUCAUCAUGGCGGUGGACACGUUUCUCCGCUCUGAAGCUUUCCGACAAGUCCUCAAACUUGUGAUGGAGAGCUGCAACUUUAUAAUGGCAGGAACUUAUGGCGGAAACGCGGCCGCGUUUAAAAUGAAUACAUUGCUGAAACUCCAGGAAACGAGGUCAACUCAAAGAGGAUACACUCUUCUGCAUUUCAUCGCCGAGCAAAUGUCGGACGAGCACGUGGCCCAGUUGCGCAACGAUUCGGUUCUUUACAGAGAAGCGGGAGCAGUCGACUUGGCUUUUUUCGACGCGCAGUUGGGUAAAAUCGACAGAGAAAAUAACCGACUCGAUGGAAAGACGAAAUCGUUUCCAGAGCUCCGAGCCCAGUUCGAAACCUUUUUUGCUUCUUCCAACGAAAAGAUAGAAAAAUUGCAGAAACAGAAGGAAAACGUCGAGAGCUUCAAAGAUCGGCUGAAGGAGCAAUUGCCCGAUGAAGGGGAAAAACUUGACCUGUCUUCUCAUUUUCGAAUUCUGGGCGACUUCGAAGCUCAGCUGUCAAAAGCGAGGGGAGACAGGAGAAGCAAAAGCGUCCCCAACAAGCGCGACCAUAUAACUCCGCGAAAGAGUCUCAACGACGAGCCGGUCUUUGACAAUCUCUUGAAAGAAAUCAACUCCGGAAAAGUGGAAAGUCUCUCCCGCGGACUCGAUCCCAAAAUGCUCCAUGCAAAGAACUUUUCUACCUCCACCAACAGCGGGCAAAGAUCAAGGAUUCAAAGCCGCCGGACAGUUUCGACAGCCAGUUCUUCUGCUUCAGAAAAUGGCCCGCAACAAAGCCUAGCUCAAAAAUCCGCCUUCGCCAAUGAGUUGAAAAACGUCUUGAAAAAGAACAAUCCUCAACUUUCAACAACUCCAGAAUCGAAAGAAAAAACACCCAGCCCGGAGCCAGAAGUCCAAAAAACAGACGAAAAAAUCGACGACAAAGAAAAACCUGACGAUGAAAAAUUACCUCAAGAAAUUAGAAAAUCCGAAGAUCAAAAAAUUGCAACUCGUAGAGCUCCAAAAGAAGCGUCAAUUCAGCGAAACGGUUCGAUACCAAAACGAAGGGAGUACAAAGAAAUCGCCACUCAAACCUUCCAGCGAGAAGAAAUCAAGGAACCUCUUCCAAGUGAAACUGAACCAAGCUAUGGUUGUGUCCCUGCUUGGCGAGUUUUGUUUGGUAAAAAUAAGAAGAAAAAGAAAACCAAAAAGAAAUCAAAGUGA
Molecule: messenger RNA, 2958 nt
Organism: Oikopleura dioica
Lineage: Eukaryota; Metazoa; Chordata; Appendicularia; Copelata; Oikopleuridae
Source: the annotation of a GenBank genome assembly